Molecule: messenger RNA, 1981 nt
Organism: Eriocheir sinensis (Chinese mitten crab)
Lineage: Eukaryota; Metazoa; Arthropoda; Malacostraca; Decapoda; Varunidae
Product: WD repeat domain phosphoinositide-interacting protein 4-like
Exons: 8
Coding region: 259-1311 (350 amino acids)
Biological process (GO): protein lipidation; protein localization to phagophore assembly site; nucleophagy
Cellular component (GO): extrinsic component of membrane; phagophore assembly site membrane; cytosol
Molecular function (GO): protein binding; phosphatidylinositol-3,5-bisphosphate binding; phosphatidylinositol-3-phosphate binding
Source: RefSeq, a predicted model, not a curated record
GUUGACACCCAGGCACCAACAUCUUCCUUUGUAUCUUCUCUCAACAAACAGCCAUCGGCACAUACAAUACAAGCCAAGGCAGGGCCGAGGAGAAGGCAGGAGAAGAGUAAUCAAGCAAAAAGAAAGUAAACCACCAAACGAAGCCUCCAUGAAGGGACCCGAACAACGUCAACACCACCAUAACAAAGACAGCCCUGAGACGGAGUUAAGGAGGACCCAGCCCAGCCUCCAGCCCAUGCCCCCUCCAAGGACCCUCCCAUGCUGCUGAAGACCACCAUGACCACCAGGGAGAAGGUCCACAGCCUAAGGUUCAACCAGGAUCAUGGCUGCUUUAUUUGUUGUAUGGAUUCAGGCGUGAGGAUAUACAAUGUGGAGCCACUUGCUGAAAAGACACAUUUAAAAAAUGUGGCCGGCAGUGUUGGCCAUGGGGAGAUGCUGCAUCGGACAAACUUGAUAGCAAUGGUUGGUGGGGGUGCUGUCCCAAAGUAUGCAGACAACACUGUCCUCAUAUAUGAUGACUGUAAAUCCAAGCUAGUCCUAGAAUUUACUUUCUCAGCCCCAGUGUUGGCUGUCAGACUCAGGAAAGACAGAUUAGUAGUGGUGUGUCAGCGACAGAUCCACGUAUUUUCUUUUCCACAUUCUCCUCAGCGACUCUUUACUUGUGAGACUCGGGACAAUCUGCUGGGACUCUGUGAAGUAUCCCCACUCCCAUCUGCUGACAGACAUAUAUUGUGCUUCCCGGCACACAAACUUGGUGCUGUACAGUUGGUGGACCUUUUGACAACUGAAACAACUGUUUCUCAAGCUCCUUUUACCAUCCAAGCACACAAGAGUGAAUUAGCAUGCUUGAGUAUCAACAGAGAAGGCACAUUGCUGGCAACAGCCUCCCUGAAGGGCACACUCAUUCGGGUGUGGGAAACUGCCAGGAGGGUGUUGCUGGCUGAGCUAAGAAGAGGCUCUGACCCAGCCACUGUGUAUUGCAUAAACUUCAGCAGUGAUAGUGAAUUCCUCUGCUGCUCCAGUGACAAAGGCACAAUCCACAUAUUUGCACUCAAAGACACUCGCCUGAAUCGACGCUCUACGUUUUCAAAAAUAGGUUUUCUAGGAGGAUACAUGGAGUCACAGUGGGCCUUAGCAAAUUUUACUGUUCCUCCUGAGUGUGCAUGCAUAUGUGCAUUUGGAGCCAAUUCUACUGUAUAUGCAAUAUGUGUUGAUGGGACUUUCCACAAGUAUGUAUACAAAGCAGAUGGUACUUGCAACAGAGAAUCAUUUGAUGUCUACUUGGAUCUUGUUGCAGAUGAAGAGUUCUAAUGACUUAAUGUGAUUAAAAACUUACACAACAAAAUGUAAAUAAAUAAUGGUUGUGAAUAUGCAUAAAAGUUUUGACUCAGAAUUAAGUGCCAGUGACUGGUAAACUAACAUUAAAUAUGCAGCUCAUGAAGUAACCAUUUUUUUUUAAUAUACUGCCAUGUUUGUGUUGUGAUACCUAGGGUCUUGUUAGUUUAUACUGAGACAGAUAAGGCCAGUUGCAAUCAGAGGAACCAAGGAGAAAUGUUUGGGUUUGCUGACUUCCACUAUGUGUAAUAUUGUCAGUGAAGAAAGUAGAAAGUCAAGAGUUCUACUUAAGUAACUACAGCAUGCAUUGUUCAAUGAAAAUUAAAAACAUUGCAUGCAAUUCUUAUAAAUGAAAUAAAAUUAACAAAAAGGCAGCAAUUAAUUAUUUCAUAUGACAUCACUAAAUGGUUAUUCAUCAGAAUGUUUUCCUCCCAUUUGAGGUGCAAUGGGACCAACGUGGGAAUCAAACUGAAGAAAAUAUUGUUGACCUUUGGAGUUGUUGAAUUAUUAACUAAUUCUGAAGCUCAGAGUUACUAUUUUCAGGUUGAUGUAAGGCUACAAGACAGUGUAAUUAUAACUUUGUAUACUUAUAUAUUUUAGCUCAUUUUAUUAUACUGUAAAUGAAAUGUCAAUAUUAUCUUUUCUA